Molecule: messenger RNA, 1163 nt
Organism: Arachis stenosperma
Lineage: Eukaryota; Viridiplantae; Streptophyta; Magnoliopsida; Fabales; Fabaceae
Exons: 1
Coding region: 97-609 (170 amino acids)
Source: RefSeq, a predicted model, not a curated record
CACCUCCCUUCUCGUAGUACCUUCCACCCUCCGACUCGCUGACUCACUGAGUCACGCAUAGAACAUAAAAACAGAAAGAAAGAAAAUAGAAAGAUAAUGGGAAACUGUAGCUCAGCCGAUUCGGCGGAGGUUGUUGCAACGGCCAAGCUCGUUCUCCAAGACGGGACGUUACAGGAAUUCUCGUACCCUGUGAAGGUUUCGUACCUCUUGGGAGAGAACCCUACCUGCUUUAUAUGCAACUCCGAUCAGAUGGACUUUGACGACGUCGUUACCGCAGUUGACGAAGACGAAGUGUUGCAACCGGGACAACUCUAUUUCGUUCUUCCUUUAAACCGCUUGAGGCAACCCUUGCAGCCUGCAGAGAUGGCCGCAUUGGCCGUUAAGGCCAGCUCCGCUCUCAUGAAGAGCGCCGCUGCCACCUCCGACAAAUACGGAUAUCGCCGCAAACAGAUUGUCAUAACCGCCCAACCGGAUUAUAAGUCUUUACGGAGUGUUUCUGCCGCAGCCAGUGGCGGAGCCGCCGUUUCUUCACGUAGGUCCAGGAGAGCCAGCAGUAGAAGUGGUGGAAAGGAGAAGUUCGCGGCGUUGUUGACUUCUAUACCGGAGUAGGGGCAUUUUUGGAAGAAAAUGUGCUCCGGUCAACUUUUUUUUUAAAAUUUCUUUGUGAAUAUAUUAAAUAUGGAGAAAAUUAAAUAUAAAAAAUUUUUGAAGAUUAGUUUUUAUAUAGAGCUUGUAAUUUAGUGAACCGUGGAAGCUAUUAGAUUCAUGAAGAGAAUUAGCCAAGUCUUGUGGGAUAUUCGAAUCUUUAAUUUCCUGUCUCCUCUUUUCCAUUUUAAUUUGUAGUAGAUCUGAAGUUUUAACCCAGUGAAUCGGAUAGCAUUGAAAGUUGGUGCAAUAUUUUUGGUAUGAGAUUUAAUUCUUGAAGGAAUUUUAUUCUUGAAAACGACAUCAAACUAAUCCAAUACGGUAACUUAAGCGUCCAAAAUGUAGCAUAUUAUUUAUUGGAUUAGAUAUGUAACAGUAGUUAAUACGGUAACAGUAGUUAAUACUGUGGCCAUUGACAGUAACAGCAUGUGUCCUGUGAUUUGUAAUUACCGACCUUCUCUAAGUGGAAACUUAGCUUGUAUCCAUACCUUAAAUUAAUGAUUAUCAAAUACUAAUUU